UCGUUGCUCGCAGCUCCGCGCACCGUGAUCGCGCAGGCCACCCCAUGGAAAUGAUCGGUGAGGUCGACGCGCCCGAUGACGAAGCCCUCUUUGAUCCAGAACCUGCACAGGCUGCCCCAGAGGCGUUCGGCCUGGCGCCCGAGGUGCACGUCGUGCCCGAGGCCCCAGCCAGUUUCCUCAACAGUCGCACGAAGGAGUUCACGAUUCGGGAUGUGCACGGCGCGGCCAUUUUCAGCAUGUCUGCAAGGUGCUUGAACAAACCUUUCAUCGAGGACGGCCCGACUGUUUGGUGGGAGUUGCGAGGUUUCUUCUAUCGGCUCGGUUUUUUCCCCGAAAAGUUGCGAUCUGGCGACUUAUCUGCGCAAGCAGCAGAACAAAGCUCGAAUUGACGCCGAAUUGGGCUUGUACGAGGUUCCGCCAGACACCCACUUCCGGAGAUCCCAGAAGCAAGUCAGAGCACUGGGCGAGGGCGCUUGCGAUGUCUUAGGCCAUGAUGUGGAGAUCAUGGGAAGCACCGCGUACAUGCUUGCUUUCAUGUUGUCCUUCAUGGACGCGAAGUUGGGCAGGAGAACUAAGGAGAACUGUGCCGAGCAUUUCCGCCAUUUUGCCGACAUUGGUUCCGUGACCCCUCCUGUCUUGGGUCUUUGCGGCGAAAACUUGCCGGCGUGUUGCCACGGUGGCGGCCAGUGCAGGCAUGUCCAGCACGUCGUCCAGCAGCUCAAGGCAACCCGUGGGAACGAUAAUUGGAAAGACGUCUCGGCAUUUUUCCAGGUUGCGCGGUCGAAGCGUUAUGAAGACUGUCUUGCGGUGGAGACCUGGAGGUACCAGGUGUUUUGGCAGCUCGUCGAGCUCAUCGACGCUUGCGCGGACGUCGGAGGACGGCCUGCAGGACAAAGGGGAGCGCCUUUGCUUGAGGGCCGCGGCCGCUGCCGUCGGCUGACUGGGGUGUGGCUGAACUCUACAGGGCCGUGUCUUGGCGUGUUGAAGGGGUCUCAUGGCAAGGAGCUUGGCGACGCGCCUCGGUGUGCUCACGACCUCAGGCGCGAUGCAAUCCAGUUGGGCAAGUACCACGCCCACCAAGUAUAUAGGCUCGGAGACGCCACGCACAUCACGCUGUGCAUGGACUGCAGUGACAAGGCUGGGAAGGAUAUGCUAUCUUUGCUUGCUUACGAGCCUGUCUCCAAGGAGUUGUUCUGGAUGGUCCCCCAGGUGAUGCCUGCGCUGAAGACGACGGUCCGGGGCCUCAAGGGGCGCCUGGCGGUCCGGCGGACCGCCCUGCAGGAGCGCGUGGCUGCGCGGCUGCGCUCGCUGAAAGAGGCGGCCGAGAUCGAGAAAGUCAAGGGCAAGCGGAAGUCUGGCACCUUGACCCGUCGAGCUGCUUACCACAUGGGCCGCGCUCUGGGCUGGUUGGAUUCCUUGAUGCAUGCUGGGAGUAGCCUCGCCAAGUUCCAUAACCGCUCCCAGUGCGUCCCAGUCUUGAAGGCGUCUGAGCAGAGGUACACGAAACCUUCCAAGACCCCCUCGCCAUGUGAUCUGCCUGAUGGGGUAUCGUGGAGACGCUCUUGCGUGUGGGAUCGGGAGACCAAGAGGGCCCGAUUCGAUGUCCCCGUGGGCGAGACAGCACGAUCGCAGCCUUGUCUGACCAUCGUUGCGGAUGAAGGCCCGAAAGAUGCGCCUCUGUAUCAUUGGCUCUCGGCGCACGGUUUCCGGUUUGUGUGGCUUAUGGACCCCUUGCACAGAUGCCCCAACGACAUGCGCAUGGCUGCCAUUCACAGCGACAACUGGAAUAUGAUUUUGGACACGUCUGCGGCGCUUAAUUUUGAUGCUGGGCCGUUCAAGUCGUCACAGAAUUUCAACCGGGCGGUGGAGGCCGUCAAGGAGUACGCCGUCACGGCGUUCACCGACGAGGAUCUCCUGAUGAGUUAUUUUGAAGACAUGUGCAAACUCUCGGGUGACGUUCCCGUUGACUUCGGCACCCUCGAGCACGUGCAGCGCGUCAUCGACCGGCUGCCUUUCGAAGCGUGCUUCGCGCGCAUGGACGAACGCGUGAAGUGGUCGAGGUGGGGGUCCCAUCAGCGUUGCAUGCGUGAGUUCAAACCGCAUCGAUUGUUGAAUCGGUUUGUUUUAGAUGUCGUGGACAUCCUCUGCUCCAGCACAGGGGCCGCAGCUGGACAUGAAACCGUAAGCUGGUUGCCGUGUGCCCGCCCAGGUGAGUCAAAGACAGCUGUUUCGGGCUCGCCGAGCCCUGGCCAGGCCGCGGCGCCGUCCUUUUCCGCAGCUCCUUCUUCGAGUUCCAGCCCUGCCGCGGCCCCCGUGGCAGCGGGCUUGGCAGAGGGUGCUUUGACGGCGUCGCCCGAAACAGCGGGGGACGCUGCAGGUCCGCCCCGCAGGUUCGAACGCCCGAGCGGCUUGGAGGAGGUGCGGGAGGUUCUCGGGCACGCGGAGACUUGGGUGAAGGCUGACAUUUGGACCACUUUCGCGGAGACCGUUUACAAGGCAGCUGCUGCCGAGUAUUCUGGAUUUUUGAAUGACGAGGAGCAUGUUUUGAAGUACUACGUGGCGUACGCGGCGUGGUGGCGGAUACUUGGACAGGAUUGGGAAGAUGUGGGCAUCUUUGCGAACCAUGAGCACUCUAUCCCAGGCAGGGUUGAUGGUGUCUUUCGAGUUUCCGCACGAGAAGGCGUUGGCCAUGGACGCCAACUCCGCGCUGCGGAAGCACGAGACCUGGAAGGCGCAGCACGCUUGGUCCACCGUCUUCCAAAUUGUCCGGUGGCGCAGCCUGACUCAUCUGAACUACGUGGACCUGCCGCCUGGAAGGUUCGCUGCUCUGCUGAGCUCUGCGCCCGCGGUUGUCAAAGAUGCGUUGGCCUGGUGCGCUACCGCUUGGGAUGCUAUUCAGACUUUCGAGGCAAAGCGCCACGUCUACAAAGAAUUCGCGGUGCUGUGGCGGGCGGUGCCCCAGUGCGAGUGGGUCGUUGUUCGGGACGUCUUGUGCUCGCUCAGCGAAUUUGGGUUCCAGAUCGUGACGCCCAAGGUGCAGGAGAUUGUGCGAUCCAUGUUUCCCUGGGGAGCACGAUCGGCAACGAGAAGGGUUGGCAGUACCUUGGGAGGCGUCUGGAAGAAGCCCCGAACAAGAGAUUAGGAGUCCAAGCAUGUUGGAUGGUGCUGGCCACUUCGAACGUAUGAACCGGAAGCACGUGUUGCCCGCCGAUUGCGUAGAGGAGCCUUUGCCUGAUAUAGUUCGUGCUGGGUACGACGCGCUGAGUAGCCCGGUGUCCUUCGCAGUGCCGAAGCUGGAGCAGAUUCAGGAAAAGGCGACCACGUGGCUACCAGUGACGGCGCUUGCCAAGAAUGCGUUUCCCGCGGCGUUCUCAUUGAUGUUGGAUGUGCACGGGACGGGCAACAUGGACAAGCUUCCUACGUGUUGGCACGCCUACUUCCCCGUGCGGUCUGAUGUCGUCCGUCACGUGAGCAGCGGCGCCACCUAUGUGGUCCUCGACACGUGUCGUUUCGCCUUCCUCGGCGUUGCUUGCGAGUUGAAGCGCUCGGCGGGUCGGCCUGCGCGCUGCCGCAUUCGUUCCGAGGAAGUAGCGUGCCGCCCGAGGUGGAUCCGCAUGGACGACUGCACGCAAUGGGAGUGCUUCGAGACAGUGGCUUUGCCCCCAAUUGCCCGCCUGGCCGAGGGCGCAUCUCCAGAGAUAGUCAUCAACGCUGUGGGGCCGAGCGCCCUCACGCGUCGAGCCGCCCUCGUCGGGUUCAAGCAUGUGCCAGCCAUGUACAUCAAAAAAAUGGCGCUGCAAUGGGGAGUUCAGAUCCAAGGCAAGCGCCCCAAGGCGCUCAUCGGGGCCGUGAUCGCUUUGAUUGCUUGCUUCGUGCCGAACGUCACGCAGCAGCAAAUGGACGCUGCCUUGGAAUCCCGCACGCACGUCGGAAGAAGCAAGUCCGUCCUCAGCGCUUCUUCUGAAUUGGUCGACAGCACGUUGGACCCAAGCGACAAGGCUCUGCUCAGGGAGUCCGAGGAGAUGUCGGCCAAGCAAGCCGGCGCCACAGAGCGCACGAAGGUUGCGAUCGGACUUGGGUCUAAGUAUUUAGAGUCCCUCGGCCUUCAGGCGAAGAAGGCCACUAAGGCCAAGCCAGCCCAGCAGCGAAAAGUUGUCAAGCAUCAGGUGGUUUGGGCCAAGGUAGCAGACGUGAAAGCCGCGCAGGCUUUGAUGCCCCAGGUUGCUGGGGCUUGCAUCCAGUGCGUUGUGCCCAAGAGGUGUUGGACAGCUUACUACCCGAAUUGUGCGCCAGCCAGCCGCACGAGAACUUGAGGGCUUCGGUUCUCGAAAACAGCGUGCAUGAAACACUGCAUCAAGUGGGCGUGGGGCCAGCACAGGAAGCAGGGGAACCCACCUUGCCCAUUUAAAUUUUAGUUACGGGGGGGCGCCGCCAGUGCGCAGCACUGGUGCAUGUAAGACCGCAUCGGCCGCAUGCGAAAUUAUUUUCUUGUUAUGCCCCGUCUGGAAUCAAUCCCAUCAUCGCCACUGCCGUUGUUGCUGCUCGUUGUGCCGUGAUUGUGCGGACCAGCCGCGCGCGAGCGCACGGCACGGAUUUGGCUCAAGCAAUUUGAACCACGUGUAAGCCUACCCGGUCGCCUGCUACCGUGUGCUGAACAGCAAUAAAUUGGCAGCAAGGGAAAACCGAAGCGUUUUUUGAAGUGCAGGGGGCAUGGGGCUGCGAAGCGCACCCGGGCCAGGCGGCGAGCGCCAGGGGGGCCUCUGAGCAUCCAGCUUCCCAGCGCCGAUGACGUUUUGCACGUUGCCCUUUCUAUAAGCAUCUAGGUUGCGAGCUUGCGCUGUCGGGUUCGUUGAUUCCCUUUCGCAGGGUCGCCGCGAGAAGGCCCCGGCAGCGCGCGCGCCGCAUGCGAUAUUUUAUUUUUGGCCCCAGCUGGUCGAUUGCAGCUUGGAACGUUGGAUGUUCGCGACCCUUCUGAUGUCCAAAUAGUUGUUCAUUUGCGCAGAUUUGCACCCGUUGUUCUAUUUCUUUCUCUCCUCAACGAUGUGUGU
Prorocentrum cordatum is the source of this 5048-nucleotide messenger RNA. NCBI's taxonomy places the organism in Eukaryota, Dinophyceae, Prorocentrales, Prorocentraceae. The record is from the annotation of a GenBank genome assembly.